AGUCUGACAGUAAAACAGCAUUACAACAGUAGAACCCCGACCAGAAGGAGAACAAAGAAGACUGGGAGCUCUCCUACCAUGAUGCCUACAGCUAAAGGCAUGUCCCACAUGAUACCCAACCACGUUCUAAGAGUGGGUCAAACUAUCCACCUGGACUCGGUGCAGGAGACAGUCCAUCAACAUCCCGGCCUCACAGAGCCCAGCGGUAACCAUGAUGAGUCUGAUCUCGACAUUUCCCUGAAUAAUCUCAACCAGCUCAUUCUGGAACUGGAUCCGACAUUUGAGCCCCUUCAGGUCAACAAAAGUCCCUCGUGCAUCAGCCCACGCACAGACGACUCCUUCUCAGAUGAAGAUGUCUCCCACUGCGUGUUGGUCCCUAGAGGAUGUGCUCCCUGCUCCUCGCCCACUGUGGCCCUCUCUAUGUCACCCAGUAUUCCCAUCCCCACACAGAGCAGUCUGAGCUGCAGUCCCAAUGGAUCACUGGUGUUCUCCAGCUCCCCCACGUCCUCCCUGCCUCCACUGCCCUGUGGAAGUGCACCCCGACGUAAUCCCUCAACAAAGCAAGAUGUAGCCUUUUCCCAAGGAUCCCUGCGCUUGUCACACUCCAACAGAAACAGUGCUACCUCACUCCUCUCCAUGUCAACAUGCUCAGACACCAGCUACAUUCUUGGCAGCAACCUGUCCCUGGCCAGUGAAGAUGCUGACUCUCCAGAGUCCAUCCUUACAUGCACGUCAGGCUCUUUCGGUGAUGGGACCAGAACAAGGCCAUUUGAUAGCAGGCACAGCCCAGAGAAGCCCCCGCUGACAAAGCAUGGACAUCUACAGGGGCUUCACAGCAAAGGAGCACAGAGCAGUCCUGCUUCGCUCUCGGGAUCUUUGACCGAUAUUCCUGUGCUGCUAGUCAACGGUGCACCACAGCCGGACAUCCACACUCCUGGACCAGAAAUUGACUUGAUACAGAACUUCCCAGUGUCCAACUCAAAGCCACUUUCUCCUCACAGUUUCCAAGCCCGUUUUAAUGGCAGCCAACCCUCAAUGAAAUCUGUCAUGGACACUUCAAAAUUUUGGUUUCGUCCACAUAUCAGCAGAGCAGAAGCUGAAGCCCUGGUAAAGGACAAGGCAGCAGGAACAUUUGUGGUGAGAGACAGCACCUCCUACAGAGGCAGUUUCGGUCUGGCCAUGAAGGUGGACCAAACUUCUGCCAACUUCACCGCUACCACCUACCCAGGUGAAAGCAGUUCAGAUCUUGUCAGACACUUCCUCAUUGAAUCAUCAUCAAAGGGCGUACGCAUCAAAGGCUCUACUCAGGAACCAUAUUUUGGUAGUCUCUCUGCCCUGGUCUACCAGCACAGUAUUUCUGCUUAUGCUUUACCCUGCAAAUUACUGCUCCACUCCCAAGAUCUGGGUGCAGCAGAAGAGAGGGGAAAUGAAAAACCAGCGUCGGAGGACAAGAGUAAAACCGCUUGCAACUUCAUCUACCUGAAUGCAGUCCCCACUGAGAUGCUAACGGGCCCUUGUGCAGUGCAGAAGGCAGUGUCCACCACACUUGAGAAGGCCCCGGGUUCCUUCACACCAACCAUAGUCAACCUGAAGGUGUCUUUGAAGGGUGUUACGCUGACAGAUAUCAACAGGAAGCUCUUCUUCAGGCGCCAUUACCCAGCUCACUUGCUGAGCCACAGUAGUGAAGAUCCAGACAAUCGACUGUGGAGGAGAGGUUGCAGUUUUGGUGCAAGGAUGUUCGGCUUCGUGGCGAAAAGUGUCGACGCUGGCAUGGAGAAUGUGUGCCACGUCUUUGCAGAAUAUGACCCCCUGCAGCCUUGCGACAAAGUCAUUGAGGUUAUUCAGGCUGCCAUAGCCAAACUAUAGACACACAAGGACUGAGAGAACAUGAUACAGUAAAGCCUUACCUACACUGUCUGUCUUAUACUGUACUUUUCUGAAGUAACCUGUCUAAGAUGGUGGUCAUUGUAAGUGUCACUACUACUGUUGUUAAACUGGACUGGAAGUCACUGUAUCUGCUAGAUUACAAUAGCAGCAAAAAGAAAGUGUUUAGUAGAACCCAGACUCGUCCCUUGGUUACAUGAUAAAGGUCAUAAUGGAAAGACAGGUGCACCUGUGGCAUAUAUGAAGCAACAAGAAACAAAAACAGUAACCAGCAGGUCAGCACACUACAGCUGUUAAAUAAAAUCUAACCAGCAAAAACUCGCAAGCAAAAAUUGAUGUAAUACUUGAAGCUCCCAAAAAAUAAUUUCAGUGUAAAAUGUUUUUGUAUAAAGACAUGGUAAAGCGGUUGGUCUGUCUUAUUCUUUAUCUGAGAAUGAUUCAGUGUAAACUGAAAUGUAAAUCUGCACUAACUGAUGCUAUACAAUAUAAUGGUGAGGGAAUUUGAAGGUUCUGUGUAAUAGAAGAAAAACUGACAUGUCCAUUCAUUUCAAAGCAGAACCUUGGCAGAUACCCCAGUUGUAUAGUUCAGAAUGUAUUUAUUGUACUGCACUGUAACCAAUCUCAUCUCUGUAUAUUCACAUUAUUAAUUUUUUAAAUUGAAAUAAACAUGUUGAACUUU
Molecule: messenger RNA, 2563 nt
Organism: Morone saxatilis (striped sea-bass)
Lineage: Eukaryota; Metazoa; Chordata; Actinopteri; Moronidae
Product: tensin-4-like
Exons: 13
Coding region: 79-1866 (595 amino acids)
Molecular function (GO): protein binding
Source: RefSeq, a predicted model, not a curated record